AUGUGGACCUCUUCGAGACCUCGAGCGGGGAUCAGGGUGGACGGAGAACCGAGAGAACUCGUCGAUGAUUUCUGUUACCUGGGCUGUACGCUGAAGAACAACGGCAACGAGAAAGAUAUUCAGCAAAGUUGCGCUAAGACAACUUCUGCAUUUAACUCCUUAACGAAAUAUCUGUGGUCGACCCCCAUCACUAACGAAGUCAAGGUGCGGGUCUACCUGUCCGCCAUUCGCUUCAUCAUGAUGUACGGAUCGGAGACUUGGGCAGCACCAUCUAAGGUGAUGGAGAGGAUUGAUUGCACGGAACGAAAGUUGCUUAGGCGGCUACUUGGCUACUUUUGA
Molecule: messenger RNA, 339 nt
Organism: Necator americanus (New World hookworm)
Lineage: Eukaryota; Metazoa; Nematoda; Chromadorea; Rhabditida; Ancylostomatidae
Exons: 1
Coding region: 1-339 (112 amino acids)
Source: RefSeq, a predicted model, not a curated record